CCUUCCUGAUUUUAUAACAGCCUCCUUGAGACAAGGGUUAAUGUUCAUUAACCUUUUUGAUUGCUUUUAAUUUACAUAUAUUAUCCCUUCAAAAUAGGAGAGAAACAAAAUUGGAAAGGGGUAAAAAUAUAUCAUUUUAAAGAAAACCCAUAUCAUGUACUUAAGUAGUGGGAGAGGGAUUGCAUGCACAAACUACAUACAUAACUAGAAAUUAGAUUUAAAAAGCAAAAAGACAAAUAUACAUGCUUAUCUGGUAUCUCAAACACUUUUUACUUUCAACUAAAUGUAUUUGCAGUACCUGUUAAGCAUAAACACAAGCAGCCAGUUUUGCAGAAAUGAAAUUGACUAUUUCAUCUAUAUUUGACAGAAGGAAUGAUGUCGACGGUGACACACGCUCUUGUACAAAUAGUCUGCUGGGAUUUUUAAUGUCCACCCUAAAUGGUGCCAAUAGAACCUUGGUGCAAUAUUGCAUUCAUUAAACCCCGCUGCACGUUAUGCAAUCAAUCUUUGGAAUAAGACAGAAACCCUCAAUUUUUUCCUUUCAUUAAUGAGUGCUGCCAACAAGAAUCCAGCUGAAGAAUAACCUGCUUUAAUUUUGGCGUCAGACACCAGCACUGUGCUAAAAUGAUUAACCGUAUUCCAGUUGCAUUGAUUGCCUGCGGCUCCUUCAACCCUAUCACAAAUAUGCACAUGCGAAUGUUUGAACUUGCUAGAGAUCAUCUUCAUCAAACAGGACUGUAUGAAGUUAUCAAGGGUAUCAUUUCCCCUGUUAAUGACAGAUAUGGGAAAAAAGGACUAGUGACAGCAAAGCAUCGUGUUGCAAUGGUUCAAUGUGCUCUGGAGACCUCAGACUGGAUUACCCAGGACCCAUGGGAGAGUCAGCAGGAACAAUGGGUGGAGACUGUAAUGGUGCUGAGGCACCAUUACAAUGUGUUGUUUCAUCAAUAUCACCCUAAGAAUGGAACGUCUCCAGAAAGCUCAAAAGCUCUAAAACAGGCGGAUUUGUCCAAUGCUCAGUCAGUUGCACCAAGGCUAAAAUUACUUUGUGGAGCGGAUGUUUUGAAAACCUUUAACAAUCCCAAUCUGUGGAAGGAUGAACACAUUGAGGAAAUAGUUCAGAAAUUUGGUCUGGUUUGUAUUAGCCGUGGGGAUGUGCAUCCACAGAGGUUUAUUUAUGAAUCAGAUAUUCUCUUUAAACAUAGGCACAAUAUCCAUGUGGUGAGGGAAUGGAUACUGAAUGAUUUAAGUGCUACUCACAUUCGACGUGCAUUACGUAGAGGACAAAGUGUGAAAUAUCUACUCCCAGAAAGUGUCAUUGACUACAUCCAACAACACAAUAUAUAUACUGCAGAAAGUGAACUGCAGAAUAUUAAUGAGAUGCUGCAGCCAUUAAAAGCUCAGCACAGUAUGAUAAAUGUGCUAAAUGAUUAAAGUAUAAUUGAUAAUUUAGUUUGUCAGAGUCAACAAAUGUUUUGUAACUUGCAACGAAAAAUGCUGUUUGAAAAUGUCAUGGUGUGGAAGAAAUGAGUUCACAUUUUAACUGUAUUUCUCUCUUACCACCUGAAAAAAAAUGAUUAAAGUUUAUUGGGUAUAAUUAAUUAGGCAUUUUCAAUAUUGAAUUCAAGUCAAUGGAAAUUAAAAGAGAAUGCUGGUUUGACUGAGGAUACAUGUCAAAAUAGUAAGUCAUUAUAGCUUUUAGAGUCACAGCGAUGUUGUGAGAAAAAAAAGGGAGAAAACGACAAACUAACUUGCUAUCAAGGUUUUAAGAUGAUUAGAUACAAAACUUUGCCUCCAGUUAUCCCAAAAUUUACACUAAACUCACCCUUUACUUCCAUGGGUCAUGGGUAUCACUGACAAGGAGAAAGUGAGGACUGCAGAUGCUGGAGACCAGAGUUGAAAAAUGUGG
Molecule: messenger RNA, 1906 nt
Organism: Chiloscyllium plagiosum (whitespotted bambooshark)
Lineage: Eukaryota; Metazoa; Chordata; Chondrichthyes; Orectolobiformes; Hemiscylliidae
Source: RefSeq, a predicted model, not a curated record